Molecule: messenger RNA, 651 nt
Organism: Suillus clintonianus
Lineage: Eukaryota; Fungi; Basidiomycota; Agaricomycetes; Boletales; Suillaceae
Exons: 3
Coding region: 1-651 (216 amino acids)
Biological process (GO): ribosome disassembly; mitochondrial translation
Cellular component (GO): mitochondrion
Molecular function (GO): GTPase activity
Source: RefSeq, a predicted model, not a curated record
AUGAACUACGUCGGCAAGCUCCUGGCAAGCCCAAUGGACGUUCGGUUAGCCUCGGAGUCAGCUGAUGGAUCACUGUGCCUCCUAGCAUGGAAAGUGAGCUGGGAUAAACGCAAAGGGUGGAUGACGUUCGUUUGCGUGUAUUCUGGUACCCUCAAGCGCCAGAGUUCUGUGUUCAACGUUACCGGUGGCCAGAAAGAGAAAAUUUCCAAGGUUCUUCUCCUAUACGCUGCGGAAGCACAGAAAGUCGAUUCACUGCCUUACAUCUCUGUCGGAGUCAUUUUGGGCUUGAAGUUCACUCGCACAGGCGACACUCUCGUUGAUGCUCGUCGCUCAUCUAACUCAUCGCACACAUCUCUUCGACGAGUAGUACCAUCAACCCGCGAGGCCUUGCAUGCGGUAUCUCGGACAGACCCCUCUGUUCGAGUUAAUAUGCAGGAGGGCCAAUUACUUGUCCACGGAUUAGGUGCCCUGCAUCUCGAGAUUGUCGAGGGGAGACUAUGGGAUGAGUGGGAUGUCAAUUUUGAACUGGGUAGCCGCCGCGUCAGCUAUCGUGAAUCUCUGGGACCUGGGCCCGGCUCCAACGCAAACAAUUGGGCCACUGAAGUUGCAGGAAAACCAGUUGGUGACUUCGCGCUGACAUUCGGCUUCUGA